This is a messenger RNA of Emiliania huxleyi CCMP1516, 1389 nucleotides long. RefSeq lists its product as hypothetical. The transcript has a single exon. Bases 1 to 1389 code for a protein of 462 amino acids. The record is from RefSeq and is a predicted model, not a curated record. Lineage: Eukaryota; Haptophyta; Isochrysidales; Noelaerhabdaceae.
AUGCGCAGCUCCAAUGUGUCUGGGAACCGGCUUCCGGAGGUCAAAAAGCGCAGACGCCCUGCCAACCUUGCCUCGGCCGCCGCAGCUCUCUUCCGCGGGCGGUGUAUAUGUGCAGCGCUGCUCUUGGGCCUCCUCCCUGCCGCGGAUACCGCAAAGGUGAUAGACCUCCGCGGCCUCCGUCGCACCCACGCUCGCAACGGCGAUGGGCCUCCCUCCAACAGCAGCAAUCUCGCGCCCGAAGAUCCCGCCGUGUGCGGAGACCACGCGCUCUGCGCUGACAAGCUCCGCGAGGCGCGCGUCGUCUUCCUCUCGUGCAUCGGCUACCGCGACGGCGGACCUCAGCUCCGCUGCCUCGAGACUGCUCGGGCGAUGCGCGCGCGGGGAGUCCCAGCCCUCUGCGUCACAAACUGUUUCUUCAAGACUCUGCGUCUCAUUGUGGAGCACGCGCGCCGUCCGCUGCAAGCGGUGGUUAUCGUCAAAGCCUCCAUGGGACGUGCGGACAUCGAGUACGUGCGGAGAGAGCUGCGCCCAAUAACUUGCAACAUGUUACACGACACCAUGGACCUCAACCCCAAGAUCCAUUGGACACACAAAAUGCCCUGCUAUAACGGGAGCUACGCUCAAAUGCUCACCGGCGUGAUCGCCAACAACGAGGCGGCGUGGCAACACCUUCGGGACAUCUGCCCGGCGCUCAGCAACGCCACACAGGCGGGUCUGCCCGUGCAUACUAUCGAGCACUUCCACUCGGUCACACGCCGCGUGUCGGAUGGCGACAGCUGGCCCUCAAAGCCACGAGCGCUGCUUGUAAUGGAGCACCACGCAGAGGAUUCGUCGAACUGGGGCUUCUGCACCACCAUUCGCCAGGCGCUGCCACCGGAGGUCGACUUCAACUGCGCUCCCCUGUGGAGCGGCAAGGCGGCCAACAGCCGCCUGCACUUCUUCACCCGGGAGCUCAACUUGACGCGCAAUGAGGUGCACGAGCGAAUGAGCCGGCCUAUGGGAACAGGCGAGCUUUUCACGGCGGUAUUUGCGCGAUACCACCUGCUGCUGCAGUGGCACGCCUCAAACAGCGCGCAGAGGCUGCUCAACGCGCUAGCGACGGGCGUGCCCGUCGUCGCCAAGACCAACGCCGCCUUCCGCGCAGUUUUGCCACGGACGUCCAAGUCAAAGGUGCUGUUGGUGAGCAACCAUAGCGAGCUCUUCUCCGUCGUCGCCGCUCUGGCCGCCUCCAAUGCGUACCGCAGGCAGGUCUCGGACGCAGGCGUGGCGCUCGCAAACCUAUACUCCGUCAACCGGACUGUCUCGCGCUACCUCAGCGCCUUCCGUGUAGGGACGAGAGCUUGCCAGAGGACCCGCCAAUUUGGAUCAGCGCCUUCCGUUCGGAGAUGA